Nanorana parkeri is the source of this 2353-nucleotide messenger RNA. RefSeq names its product synaptotagmin 17 (gene SYT17). The record is from RefSeq and is a predicted model, not a curated record. Gene Ontology annotation, biological process: cellular response to calcium ion; regulation of dopamine secretion; calcium-ion regulated exocytosis. Lineage: Eukaryota; Metazoa; Chordata; Amphibia; Anura; Dicroglossidae. Bases 344 to 1771 code for a protein of 475 amino acids. Gene Ontology annotation, cellular component: membrane. Gene Ontology annotation, molecular function: syntaxin binding; clathrin binding; phosphatidylserine binding. The transcript is spliced from 8 exons.
CAAAACAGGGAAAGCAAGCAAAUAAGACACUUGUAAUCAAAGCCCCAGAGUCUGGAAGUGACAGGGAGGAGGCAGAUCUUCCCAGGCACAGGCUCUGCCACUUAACAUGCCGCCCCAAAUAAAUCAGGGGGGCAGCUGAUGAGGUGACAUGCAACUCCAAAGCAAGAAUAACCUGUCUACUUAGAGGAAGUGUCACCUAGAAGGACAAUCCAGAUCUCUGCUGAUCAGUGACACAAGUCACGUCUCUUCUUUUUUUCCUUCUGUGUAUUUUUGAGAGUAUAGAGGGGACACAGGAACGCCAUGUACAGGCAAAACUGGGAGCAGAUGGCACUUUGAUCUGAAGAUGGCGUAUAUACAGUUGGAGCCAAUAAAUGAGGGUUUUCUGUCCAAAAUCUCGGAUCUGCUGCUGUGCCGAUGGACAUGCAGAAACUGCUGUCAGAAGUGUUAUGAUUGCACCUGCUGCCAGUCAAGUGAAGAUGAAGUGGAGAUCCUGGGACCCUUUCCUGCACAAACACCAUCAUGGCUGAUAAAUCAUCGCAGUGAUGAAAAGGAAGGAGAUUCAGACAAUACAACAACAAGCGAGCCACCUCCAACACCACAGGAGACCUCCCCAGAUAGAAGAAGAUCAUCUUCAGAUACGUCUAGAUCUACGUAUAGCCUCACCAGGCGCAUUUCAAGUUUAGAAUCUAGAAGACCCAGUUCUCCAUUAAUUGAUAUAAAACCAAUUGAGUUUGGUGCAUUAGGAGCAAAAAAAGAGAUUGUACAACCAACAGUGCUAAGGAAAAUAUACACCCCAGAAGACUAUUUUAGGAAGUUUGAACCUCAUUUAUAUCCUGUUGAUCCCAGUAAUGAUGAUGUAGAUUCAUUAACUGAUGAUGAAAUUCUAACCAAGUACCAAUUAGGUAUGCUGCAUUUUAGUGUUCAGUAUGACCUUUUGCACAAUUAUCUGACUGUCAGGGUGAUUGAGGCCAGAGACUUGCCACCUCCAAUAUCUUACGAUGGGUCUAGACAAGACAUGGCUCAUUCAAACCCGUAUGUGAAGAUAUGUCUAUUGCCAGACCAGAAGAACUCUAAACAAACUGGUGUCAAGCGUAAGACCCAGAACCCAGUAUAUGAGGAACGAUAUACUUUUGAAAUUCCAUUUUUAGAAGCCCAAAGAAGAACAUUGCUGCUAACUGUUGUGGACUUCGACAAGUUCUCCAGACAUUGUGUUAUUGGGAAAGUGUCAAUGCCAUUGAGUGAAGUUGACCUUGUAAAAGGAGGACACUGGUGGAAGGCCAUCAUACCAAGCUCUCAGAAUGAAGUCGAGCUGGGAGAGCUGCUUCUGUCGCUUAAUUACCUGCCAAGUGCUGGAAGAUUGAAUGUGGAUAUUAUCAGAGCAAAACAACUUCUUCAGACUGAUAUGAGCCAGGGAUCUGAUCCUUUUGUGAAGAUUCAGUUAGUUCAUGGGUUAAAGUUAGCGAAAACCAAAAAGACAUCUUGCAUGAGAGGCACCAUUGACCCUUUCUACAAUGAGUCCUUUAGCUUCAAGGUCCCACAAGAAGAGCUGGAGAGUGCCAGCCUGGUAUUUACAGUUUAUGGACACAACAUGAAAAGCAGCAAUGACUUCGUUGGAAGGAUUGUGAUUGGUCAGUAUUCAUCCGGCUCCCCUGAAUCAAACCAUUGGCGACGAAUGUUGAAUUCCCAUAGGACAGCAAUGGAGCAGUGGCACAGCCUGAGAUCCCGGGCUGAGUGUGACAGAGUCUCCCCAGCUUCACUAGAAGUGACGUGAGAGCCCCAGAAGAGGUGAUGUCACCACACUUACUUGCAAAGAAUAAUGGAAUUGGAAUCAACUAUUUCAGCUGCUCCGGAUUAAUGGAAGCAUUUAGCCUAUGUGCCUCAGUUAAUAUUCAUGAUGCAAAUCACAUGUUCAGUGUUGGUCUAAUCAGCUUUGUUCAGGCAAUGUUUCAAGAUAUGCGGAUUAUUGUUAUAACUGUCACAGCAUUGCACACUCAUUUGACUUUUCAUUCCAUCCACUAUAGAAAACAUUGAUCUGGAGCUGCUUAAGAAUUCUAAAAGCUGAUUUACAUGUUAGUCCAUGCAAAUUAUCCUUUUCCAUUUUGAGGGAGGCAUAGAUAUCUGUGAUCUAACUUGUGAAUGUGGAAAAACAUUGAAAAGUAAAAAAAAAAAAUCAAAAAUAUGUGGCCCCUAUCUGAAAUGCAGUUUUGUCCUUAUACAUGUUAAACACUAUACCUGUUGAUGUAUGUGUGUGAGUAUGUAUAAACAUAAUCUAUAUUUAUAUAUUUGUUUCUAAAGUACAAAACUACAAAUCCAUAUCUAUACAUAUUGAUUUAAAGGUAUAGUAAUAUAUACA